GGUUGUACGGUAAUAAUUUUUCGUAAAAACUAAAAAUGCCUGGUAUGGAGUCUGUUUAGCGUGUACAUGUACUGUAGAUCUACACUACACAGUCAUACAGACAUUAUUACUGUCAGUAGGUCUACUCAGUACAGUACUAUCAGUAGUACUGUAGUACAUGAUUGUACUACAAUGUCAUGACUCAUGUACUACUAGUAGUACACUUGUAGACCUACCAAGUAUAGAGGUACUACUACUGUACUAGUACUAGGUCGCGUAGAUCUACAUGAAUACUAGUACGUGACUGAUGUAGUACUAGUAGCAUGCUAUAAAUAGUAUAAUAGCGCUAGGCCCGGUCUGCAUUAUUCACGAUGACUUUGAAUGUUUGAUGUGCCUGUACAUAAAAAAAGAGGUCGACAAAGAAUGUUUGUGUGUGUGUUAUCAUGGUUACUGUCUGACUUUCGCGACUUUAUGAGUUACAAUGUAUGUGGUUGUGGUCCUCGCCUCGGCCACCGGAAGGGUUUCGGACAGUGAAUGCUGUGGAUCUGCAGUUGUUUGAUUCAAUGAAUCAGGGAGUCGUACAUGUAUAACCAACCAUGAUAACGACUCUCUGGUUUGAAUCCUUGACCAUUGUUGACGAAAUAUUACUGAGCUGGUAAGAGUACAGGCGCGCGCUAGCGCUGUCGAAAGCAGUCUGGACUUGAUUUCUGUGUGGCGUCUUGCGAUACGAGUACGGGAUUCUACUCCAGUUCGUCUGAUCGGAACAGUACUCGUACUGUCGUUAGCACCAUUGAAAAAGAGAAUGCCCCUGCGGGCCAAACGGCAAUGCCAACGGCCGCUGGGAGUCGGAAGCACGCAGCCCAAAGCAAAGGAACCAGUUCCCACCCGAUGGUCCUGUUGCAUGUGCAAUGGUGAGUUGAUAGAUGCCAAGUUAUUGCCUUGCUUACACUCGAUUUGUGCUAAGUGCAGGGUCGCAGGCACAGCUAACAACAGAGAUGGAUCGUUUACCUGCAGACAGUGUGGGUAUAUCGUCGACCCUCGACAAGGGAACAGUGCCACACUGCCAGUGGACUAUUUGGCGCAGGACUAUGUGGCGCUGCAGAAACUGCGUGAUCCGCAGCAGUCCAACAACUGCGACGAGUGUGCUCUAGAGGAGGUAGCCAGCCAUCGCUGUGCCAGAUGCUGUCAAUUUCUGUGCACAUUCCAUGAAACAGCUCAUAGACGUGGCAAAGCUACUCAUGACCAUGAAACCAUUCCUCUCAGUCAACUCCAAUCAGCCAGCACAGCAACUGCUGAUGGUGGAAACGUACCCAUUGAUCUUGCUGAGCUGGCUGUAGCACGCAGUCCAUUGAUGUGUGCCCAUCACAAACAGAAAGAACUGGAGCUGUAUUGUGAGAGCUGUUCUCAGUGUAUCUGUAGAGAUUGUGUAUUGGUGGAUCACAAGUUGCAUGAAUACACAUUCAUACCAAACGCCAUCAAAACAACAAAGAUGUGGCAGGAUGUUCCACGGUUGGACAAGAUGGUGACACAGUUUGAAGCAACACUGAGGAGCAUUGAACGGUCCAAGGAGACUCUCACCACCAAUUUCCAUGCAACGAGCAAGAACAUGGAGAAAGCUGCCAUUGAAGCCAAGCGGCUUGUUGACGUUCGACUGAAGGAGCUCCUUUCAGAUGUGGACAGAGUCUACCAAAGGAAGAGCAUUGCUCUGGAGAAUCAAGAGAUAGCAUUGAAACGACUGCAGGAGAAUGUGAUGUGUGCGUCAGCUUUUGCAAAGUCAAUGGUGGAAUGCGCCAGCCCAUCGCAGCGACUUAUCCUGAACGGCUUAGUGGAUGCUCGUUUGAAGAGCUUGCUGCAGGCCUCGCGGAAAGAGUCCACCCUCGCCCAUGAUGACGGAUCUUUAUCAGCAGUGCUUGAUCUCUGUGAUGUAAAGGAUUCUCUGAAGCAGUUUGGUCGUGUGACGUCCACAGCCACUAGCGUAGAGAGCAGCCUACGUCUUCCAGCUAACUGCUAUACUGACUUGCCCGUCACAGCCACCGUGGACCUGGCAGAUGCAAGCGGACACCCUACAUCAAAUAUCAACAGCAGUGCUAUUAGCUGUACAGUUUCUACUCCUGAUGGCAAAGUUCAAGAAGUAAGCAGUAUUACGGUUGGGAACUGCAAAGCCAUGUUCAACUUCACUCCCACACACGGACCAGGCAAAUACUCUGUGAAUGCUACCAUUGCUGGACUUCCCGCUAAAGCUUCGCCAGCCAUUGCCAAUGUGUCAAAACCACCGUGGACCUUCGGCCACGUUUCCAAAUCAACUGCACUGCGCCAGACCCAUAGAGUUAAAGUUACCGGCAUCCAGCUGUCGUCAACUGGGCUGCGCGCCACAUUGGAAGAUGAGGAGCCAGCGGACAUGAAUCAAUAUGGAUUGCCAGCGAAGCUGCGCGAAAACAAACCCCAUAGGGUUGUCGCCGCAAUGAAGGAAAUGCCCAAAAAAGUCAUUGGACCUGCGAUAAAGUGGUGUAUCAAGUUAGAGCAGCACAAUGCCGGCAAUGGAGAAGAGAUCUCAGACCCGGCAAUUGGCGUUGGAUUCUUUGUGAACGUACAAUCAGAGACAAUGAAAGCAUCUUUUAGAAAUAACACUGGAAGUGAUUUCAAUAGCUAUGCCAGUUUUGCUGUCACUCUCUUCUCAUCGGGCAAUGCUGUGUGUGGCAAGACGCUGUGCUACAACCCACCGCAUGCCGGGCAUCAUACCGAUAGGGGGGAUGCUGAACUAAAGUUCAAGUUUCGCAAUGGUGAUGAGCUGACCCUGGAGUAUAUCCCAGAACGUGACUUUCUGGUCGUCACCCAACCACACAGCAAUGUGAAGUACGUAGUUGACCUUCUGACUCCGUCCAAGAAGGUCCUGCCACUUGACAGUGACAUCGACACGGCAUUCAAGCCACGCCAGCUGCCACAGCAUGGUGUGCACUUAUCCUGUGGUGGCACAGUUGGUACUCAACCUGCGCGUUCUCAGGAGUUUGGUGUGAUUUCAAGCAUCUGUCCGGCUGUGUGGCUGUCAGCCAAAUUUGCCGGAGACGUUUACCUGUCGUUUCCGGCUGAUUAGUGCAACUCAGUUGUUCAGCUACAGCCGGUGAAACCCACGCCAGGAUGUGAGGACCUUGGUGUUUGAAUAUGUUCCAGGUCAUCAUUUUACUUCAUCCGUUCUCCCUUAAGUAUUCAGAUGUGUUUUCAUUCUUCUGCCAGUCCACUUCUGUGCCGCCUUUUCUGCCUUCGUGCCAAUUCUGAGGCACGUAGCCACACCUGCUCAAGGUCUCAAGUCUCGCUUGGACUUGUACUGCCACGAGCCUCCUCUCGAUUUGGAUAUUCCUCUCUUUCUUUCUUAGCCGCUGGAACUCAGUUCCGGCAUCGGUCUGCCUUGCUGCUUCACCAAGUCAAUUUCGUAUCGCAAUCCUAGAUUGGCUAGGGUACCCAGUAAGGAGACCAUAGGUCUGUGGGGACUGCCCUAGAGAAAUAUGAAUAAAUACAGUACAUACAAUACAAUCCCUUUACUGUUUAGGCUUGAUACAGCACACUAUCACAUGCACGAAACUCUGUGUUUUUGCAUCUACAUUACUGUAAAUCAAUUAUAUUUCGUAGUCAUUUUAAUUUUGUAAAUUCCGUAUGCUCCGGUUUUGCUCCGGUUUUUUUUACGAAAUCAAAACACCAACACACACACACACACACACGCGCGUGUCCCAGCGCAUAGACGGUUCAGACAAAGGUGUUUUCAGCCUA
Molecule: messenger RNA, 3741 nt
Organism: Sycon ciliatum
Lineage: Eukaryota; Metazoa; Porifera; Calcarea; Leucosolenida; Sycettidae
Product: E3 ubiquitin-protein ligase TRIM45-like
Exons: 1
Coding region: 782-3070 (762 amino acids)
Molecular function (GO): zinc ion binding
Source: RefSeq, a predicted model, not a curated record